This is a messenger RNA of Heterotrigona itama, 2463 nucleotides long. NCBI's taxonomy places the organism in Eukaryota, Metazoa, Arthropoda, Insecta, Hymenoptera, Apidae. The record is from the annotation of a GenBank genome assembly.
GAUGUGACAGGAUGUGACACGAAAUGAUAACAGGAUCAGAGUGACCCUCGAAAUCUGGGAUACAGAAAAGCAGUGGAUGUCCAGUCUGUGCUAGUUAAUCAAUGCUGGCACCGUUCCAUUAGUCGAUGCUAUUAGUUAAUAAUAUUAAAAAAAUAUCCCAACUUCUGAGUCACCAAAAAUCCUUCUCGCAAAAUUUAUUAUUAUUUUCAUAAACUUUAUUUAUUGAAAAGGGACGUAUUUUUAAAAUUUCAGCUGAUUCAAAACUUGGAGUUUUUUGAAAGUUUAGUUUUUAAUUCUCCAAUGAUUCAAUGAUAUUCGUAUUUAUUGUCUUGAGUAAUAGAGAACACUGAAUGGAGCAAAAUAUUCAUUCUAUCCAUAUAAAUCGUUCACCAGUUGUAUCACACUUUGCACAUGUCUGUUUUCGUUGCAACAAAUUAGAUAUUAAAUAUCCUUACAUCCAAGUUCGUUGUUUUUGUUCAAUUUUAAAGCAAUACAUACUUGUAGAUUUUGUAUUUAAAUAUCGCCUGCUGAGUCGAGGAUUUGUUAAGAGGAAUUUGGUGAUAGAAAACUUUGACUACUUUGUAAUUUAGAAGAAUAUUUUAGAAAAAAUGUCAACUUUGUACGAUCAAAUAAAGUUGCUUUACGAACAGUCUUUAUAUUCAAAUGUUAUUUCACUUGCAAAUUUAGUGUUAUCACUAAGUGAACAUAAUUCAGAUUUAUUGCCAAUACAUGGAAAAUUCCAUAUCUACGUUUAUUAUGCAGAUGCUCAUUUUCACUUAGGAAAGUAUAAAAGGGCAGAAGCAUUGUAUAAAAAGUCAUUGCAAUUUCGUAAAUGCUUAUUGAAAUCUAAAGGUGCUACGAAACCUUUAGAAGGACAAAAGGAUUUACCAACUGAUGUUGAUAUAAAAUUUCAAAUUCAUUUAUGUUUAAUAAAAUUGAAAAAUCCUCAAGAAGCACUUCAAGUAUUGCAAAGCAUUCCUGGCAAACAAAGAACUCCAAAGGUAAACAUGGUCCUUGCAAAAAUGUUUCAAGAACAAGGAAUGGAACGUUCUGCGAUUACUACUUAUAAGGAAGUUUUAAGAGAAUGUCCAUUAGCCUUAGAAGCUGCAGAAGGUCUUCUUUCCCUUGGAGUAAAAGGAAUUGAAGUGAAUUCACUAAUUGUAGGUUGUGCGUCCAAUCUGUCAAACUUAGAUUGGUUGAAUACAUGGAUCAAAGCUCAUGCACAUAUACAUAAUAGAGAAUAUAUACCUGCAAUAUCAACGUUAAGAUCAUUAGAUAAUGUUAAUCUAUUAAGAGAUAACUUUAAUUUAUUGACAACAAUGGGAGAAUGUUAUUAUUAUGCUGGAGAUGAUAAAAAUGCUUUAUUAUGCUUGCGAAGAGCUAGAAUUAUAGAACCAGAUAUCAUAAAAGGGGUUGAUAUUUAUGCAGCUGUAUUAUAUAAAACACACAGUAUUAAAGAACUUGAAAGACUGAUUCCAAUAAUAACAGCAAGCAAUGAGUGCAGUGGAGAAAUAUAUGUUGCUAUGGCAUAUUCUCUUUAUGCUACUAGAAAACUUGGUAGAGCAAACUCAUUUACAGCACUAGCCUUAAAUUUAAAUCCAAAUGAUAUAGAAGCUACAAUUCUCCGAGGGAACAUUUUUGUAGAACAGAAAAAAUACCAAGAUGCAUUGUUCUUCUUCAGGCAUGCGGUACAAUUGAAACCAUAUCGUUAUGAACCACAUAAGGGUUUGGUAGAUUGUCUUGUAGGAAUGCACAGAUUACGGGAAGCUAUCAAUAUCGCUAGUGGAUCUUGUAAACAACUUGGACACACUACGAGAGUUCUCACGCUUUAUGCGUCUGUACUUAUGAAAGAUCCAGUUUCUGUUGGAAAAGCAAAGAAUCUUUUGGAAAAGGCAUUACUUCAAGAUGAAGUUUAUCUACCUGCUGUAUAUUUGUUAGCCGAAAUAUAUGAACAGGAAAUGAAUUUGGAAGCUGCAAUUGCAUUACUUGAAAGACAGGUAGAAAUACAAACAGCUUGUAAAUUACAUCAGAUGCUUGGGGAUUUAUGGGCAAGAGUUCACAAUGAAGAGAAAGCUUUGGAUCAUUAUGCAAUUGCUAUAAAGAUGCUAGAUUUAAAUGCUAAUAAUGAAAUAUCUUUCGAGAGAUUUAAAUUCAAAAUUAUCAAAAUGGUCCUACAAAAGUUGUUUGUUGUAAGAGACAUUAUACGACAUAAUAAAUACUAACAUAAUGUUCAAAAUUAGUUUAGAUCCAAAUAAUCGAAGAGCAUUGGAAGGCAUGCACAGAUUAGAUAACUCUUCGAAUAAACUGGAUUCAUCUUAUUACAUGACUGUAGGUGAAGAACAAACAGAUACAACCUAUGAUGUUGGUGAUGGUUUACCAGACACUGAUAAUGAUGAAGCACCUGACGAAAGUGAGACUGAAGCUGUAUGGUCAGAUAUGGAUCUUGAGGCAAAUAGCCAAUAA